AUCCCCACCCUGAUCGACAGGAUGCUGCUCUCCUCCACUGCCAAGACAGGGGCAGCAGGGGCUGAGGCUCUGUCCCUGCUGCUGAAGAGGCCUUGGGACCCAGCUGUGGGUGUCCUGUCACAUAACAAACCGAGUAAGCUGCCUGGAUCCCCUCUCAUCCUCAUCGCCUCCUCCGGACCUUCCAACUCCAUGUUCCCCACUUCCCGACGGCACCGCUUCUGGCAGUCGCAGCUUUCCUGCCUGGGCAAGGUGAUCCCCAUCACCACUCACCUCUUGAACAACGGCAGCGGGGUGGGAGUGCUGCAGUGCCUGGAGCACAUGAUUGGGGCUGUCAGGGCUAAAGUGGCUGAGAUUCACAGCCACUUCUCCCACAAGCCCAUCAUCCUGAUUGGGUGGAACACAGGUGCCUUGGUGGCCUGCCACGUGUCGGUGCUGGAGUACGUCACAGCCGUGGUGUGCCUUGGCUUCCCGCUGCUCACCGUUGAUGGCCCCAGAGGGGACGUUGAUGACCCUCUCCUGGAGAUGAAGACCCCUGUCCUCUUUGUCAUUGGGCAGAAUUCCCUCCAGUCCAACGUUGAAGCCAUGGAGGAUUUCAGGGAGAAAAUCCGAGCUGAUAACAGCAUGGUGGUGGUGGGAGGAGCAGAUGACAACCUCAGGAUAAGCAAAGCCAAAAAGAAGUCAGAAGGCCUGACACAGAGUAUGGUGGACAGAUGCAUCCAGGAUGAAAUUGCUGACUUCCUGACCGGAGUCCUCACCCGAGCCGAGAGCCACUCGGGCUCCGACCCCCGCGACCUGGAUGCUGAGAAGAAGAAGAAGCCAAGGGACUGCUCCAGGAGGGACCUGUCCUUUGAGCUGCCUGAGAGGAGCAGCAGGCCUGCCUCCCCUGCAGCCAAAGUGCCAGCCUCACCCUCAGGCUCUGAGGACUUAUCCAGCGUCUCCAGCAGCCCCACCUCAAGCCCCAAGACAAAGAUUGCUGCUGUGUCCUCCAUCCAGAAGCCCAGCCCCAUGGGCACCACACAGCUGCUCAAGAGGCAGGUGCAGAGGAUGGAUGCUGUCCUGGCACACAAGCAGGCACAAGCUCAGUUUGCUGCUUUUCUGAAACAAAACAUGCUGGGCAGGAAAGCUCUUCCUCCUGGCACCUCUUCAUGUCUCUUUGAGCACUUGGAAGGGGGUGACAAAGAUGAUGGACGGACAGCAGUCAAGAGGCAUCAACCCCCCAGCCCAACCCAGUGCAGCAAGGCCUCCAAACGAGCCCAAAUCAAGGUGACCAUUGUCCCUCCUGCUGCCAGCACAGGCAAGGGAGCAGCCCCCAGCACCCAGCCAGAAAUGGUCGCUGGCAAGCCUCUGCCCAUGGCCCUGGGCCACACUGUGGCCGGCGCAAAGGAGCUCUCAGGACUGCUCAGCACCACCCCCAACACAGCAGCAGAGAGCUCCUGCAGCAGCCCUGCUGCCUCAGCCCUCAUCCCCAGCACGGCCCCCAGCGCCUUCCACGCCCUGCAGAGCAGGCUGGUGGCCAGCAGCACCCACGGGCUGCCAGCCCAGCCACCCACCACCCUCCAAGGAGCAGCCUCUGCCAGCAGCCUGCUGCAAGGGCUGAGCUUCAGCCUGCAGGACAUUGGCACCAAGUCCUCCUCCCUGCCUGCCAGCGUGGCUGCAGCAGCGUCCCCAGUGCAGACCUCAGCUGUGAAGAGCCCUGCACCUAUCCAGAGCCUGAGUGCCAUGACCACAGGCACUGGCACUAUCGUCCGCACCAUCCCUGUCGCCACCUCCUUGUCCCUAGGAGCCUCAGCCAGUGGGAAGCCCACAGCCAUUCACCACCUGCUGACCAAUGGGGGCCUGGCCAAGCUGGCCAGCAGCCUCCCUGGCCUGGCCCAGAUCUCCAACCAGGCUGCAGGCUUGAAGGCCCCAACAACCAUCACUGUGACACUGCGUGGGCAGCCCAGCAGAGUGUCCACACUUAGCCAGGCCACCAUGGGGACUGUCCAGCCCCAGCUGGAGGAGCAGCCCAUGCAGACCCAGGCCCCUCAGUGACCAGCAGCAGCCCCAUGGAGCUGCUCGACGUCAGGUCUGACACCAGGCUGCCUGCGCUCACCACAUCCGUGAUGGCUGAGGCUACCUCUGUGCCCCUCAAGCUGCCUGGCACACAGCCUUCUGCCAGCCUACUCCCCAGUGCCAGCACCUUCACCAGUGCUACACACAGAGGUGGGCCCUGUCCUUCACACUUCUCCCACGGCCUUCAUCCUCACCUCAACGCUGGCUGCAGUGAAGGGCAAUGGACCUCUGGGACACACCGAGGACAAGGGAGCAGUGGAGACCCUGAGGAGGGCUCCACCCAUGGUGGAGCACCAAUAUCUGCACCAGAGAAGCUCAGGCCAGGAGCUGGCACCAUGCUGCUACCGCUGGGCAGCAGCCUGGGCAGAUCCUCCAUCAUCAUCAUCAUCAUCACCACAGCCAGAAGCUGUAGGGACAAUGCCCCCAGCAGGUGGAGAAGACGAAGCCUGGCUGGGUGGGGUGGAAGGAGCAGCCCCCAGGGGCUUGGGGAACUGGUUCAGGCUGGAGCAGAGGCUGGGGAGGGUCAGCUGGGUUUGAUGCUGUUUAAUAAAAA
This is a messenger RNA of Indicator indicator, 2605 nucleotides long. It is a transcript of the gene KANSL3, whose product is annotated as KAT8 regulatory NSL complex subunit 3. NCBI's taxonomy places the organism in Eukaryota, Metazoa, Chordata, Aves, Piciformes, Indicatoridae. The transcript has 17 exons. Bases 22 to 2031 code for a protein of 669 amino acids. The record is from RefSeq and is a predicted model, not a curated record. Gene Ontology annotation, biological process: positive regulation of transcription by RNA polymerase II. Gene Ontology annotation, cellular component: NSL complex.